This is a messenger RNA of Apis mellifera (honey bee), 2192 nucleotides long. RefSeq lists its product as uncharacterized. The transcript has 6 exons. NCBI's taxonomy places the organism in Eukaryota, Metazoa, Arthropoda, Insecta, Hymenoptera, Apidae. The record is from RefSeq and is a predicted model, not a curated record. Bases 178 to 1044 code for a protein of 288 amino acids.
CGAGAUAGUACUGUUUGCGUCUCUUUAGCUUGUGGAAGUAUCGUACGUCACAGAAGCAAAGUUAACCCUAGAAGAAACAUUUAUUGAAAACCGGUUUUCGAGAAAUAAUUUUAUAAUAUGUUCGAGAAAAUGUAAAAUAAUUUAAUCGAUUUACACUAAAAUAAGAAGAAAAAAAAAAUGUGUGAAAUAAUAAAAGGCCAACGAAGAACGUUUCGCGAUCAAGAUCCUCCGCGAAUAUGCAAUAAAAAUAAUGACAAUUUGGAAAACGAACUUGAAUUUUGUGAAACGAUUUCUAAUUCGCCAACGAUCCUUCAACGAGUAUCCAGUUUUGAAAAGUGCUUCAGUGAAUCUGAAUAUCACGAGAAAGAUCAGCAGAAUCGGAAGAAAGAGAAAGCAAAUCUAAUCACGCAAGAAAGUACUUCAUCUGAUUCUAUUCAAGAUUCGAAUAGCUGUUUCAAGAUACCUAAGACUAGUGAACAACCGGAUUUUCCAAAUGAGACAACAAACUCGGAGAACUUCAUCAAGGAGCUCUCCGAUAAAGUGCCUUCCAACAGCCGUCACGAUAAUGAGGUGAUCAAUAACGGACUGAGAAGCGAUACUGACAGCUGCGACGGUUUAACAAACGGACGAAAGAUGGCACCGGUGUUGGGUGUACCACCUCCUCCUCCACCUGCUCCUCACAUGGGACCAGAUGGAUUGAUCUUGCCGAGAAAACCGUAUAAUCCUUAUCUCUCAUCCACGAAUCACAAGGAUCUUCGAAGGGAAUUGUUAUUCAAUCAGAAAGUUGGCAAAAACGUGCUGAAUCAAAAAAGCGAGCUUCAACGAGCGCUCGAGAAACAGAGGGAAGCUGCCUCGAGGAGAGAAGCUGAAAGAAAUCGAGAGGAGAACUACAAAGACGAUCCUCGAACUGCCUUGCAAAGAGCAAUCGAGCAAAGGGCAAAGCACAUUGAAAUGACACUGGAACAAUCCCAACCAAUCGAGCCACCGAGCAACCUUUUAAUAACAGCGAGAGCAAAACUGAGACCGCGCGCAGAUUCACAAUGAAGUUAUGUAAAAACGAAGAAAGAAAGAAAGAUUGAUUUGUGAAAUACGAUAAAUUUAAUAUCGUACGGGUUAGCGAUAAUCGCAACUCUUGAGCCAAACUUUUUUUGAUCAUAAUUUUCUAAUUUGACUACAUGUACAUAUACUACAUUUACUCCGAGAAGAAUUCAUUAAAAACAAAACAAAGUUGUACAAUUAAUUAAAAAUAUAUUGUGACGUGACGUGUUAAAUAUUAGAGAAACAGAAAAUAAGAAAAAAAAUAGAGAGAAAAAGAAAGGACAGAUUUUAUCAUAUCUAUCAUAUUUUGAUAGAUUUAUUGGUUUAAAGUAUAUAUAUUUAAUUAUAAUGUGUGAUACUUCAGUUGUGCGUUUUUCGCGUCAAAGUAGAUAAUUGCCUUAUUCUUCCAAAGUUCUCAGAAAGCGCGAAUAUGCACAUCAGGUGAUUUAUUUCUUCUUCUAAACGAAUUAGUCUCGUUAGAUGUUUUAGCUAAAUCUAACCAUUGCUUUUCAUGAAAUUUCAUGAAAGUAACUUGAACUUGAAAUAAUAUAUAUAUAUAUAUAUAUGUAUGUACUCAUUUGUCGAACAAAGGCCUUGUUAAAUCUAGGGAUUGUAGAUUCAAAUGUUGUAAACGUAAUAACUCUCAGUAAACGUUCAACUUAUAUUAUAUCCACACGUGUCAAUGAUGUAAUACAGUAUAAUUAACAUUACAUCUUUGUUACGACGAUUAGUUAUUGAAGGAGAAAUAAAAUUGCCGAAUCUGGUGAUUGAAAUCGGUUCGAUAUUUUGUUACGUGCUCUUUUUUCAGAGUUUUCUUAUGUAAAAACUAAUACCAUUAGAAUAAGCGAGAUCAGUCAUAAAUAAUAUAGACGAGAAUUUAAACAGAUACUAUGAACAAAAUGUAACUGUUUGACGAUAACUUAUCAUCGUGCCUGAAUUUAUACCAAUUUAGACCUGAAUACGAAGUACAGAUAUAAUUUCAUCGCAAUAAUUGCAGUAGUAGAAUUGGUAGCCUGGGACCACCGUACAUUUGUAAUAACUAUAUACUAGCAAUUAAAUGAAAAAAAACAUCCGAUAGAUUGAUAUAGCAACAUUUAUUAAACUCCAGUGUUCGUAAUUCAGAAAAGAAAUGAAAUAUAUAUUGUUGCACUGUA